Messenger RNA from Rhododendron vialii, 3289 nucleotides. RefSeq names its product protein argonaute 16. Gene Ontology annotation, biological process: regulatory ncRNA-mediated post-transcriptional gene silencing. Bases 167 to 2857 code for a protein of 896 amino acids. The transcript is spliced from 23 exons. Gene Ontology annotation, molecular function: protein binding; RNA binding. Lineage: Eukaryota; Viridiplantae; Streptophyta; Magnoliopsida; Ericales; Ericaceae. The record is from RefSeq and is a predicted model, not a curated record. Gene Ontology annotation, cellular component: cytoplasm.
GAGAGAGAGGGAGGAGAGAGAGAGAGUGUGUCUUUUCUUCUGCAACCCUAGCUGUGCUCGUUUUCGGAGGCCAGGAGAAGGUGAGAUCGAGAGCGGUUUCCGUUUCGUAUCCCUCGUUUUUGCUUAUGUACACCAAUAUUCAUUGUGUUCACUGUUUGAGUAAACGAUGGAGAAAGAGGUUAUCGGAUCUCCUCCACCACCACCGCCAAUUGUACCACCCAAUGUCAAGCCAGAAAAACUGGAUGUGCCGAAGCAUUCUAUUAUCCGUAGGCGUGGGUUUGGUAGUGCUGGGCGGCGCAUUUCGUUGUUGGCAAACCACUUCAAAGUCUCUGUCAAAUACCCGGAGGAGAUGUUUUAUCAGUACAGUGUUUCUGUAAGUUAUGAAGAUAAGAGAGCUGUUGAGCACAAGGGAAUUGGGAGAAAGGUUUUUGACAAACUUUACCAAACCUACUCCUCAGAACUUGGCGAGAAGAAGUUGGCUUAUGACGGGGAGAAGACGUUGUACACUGUGGGGCCUCUUCCACAAAAUAAGUUAGAGUUCUCAGUGGUACUUGAGGAGUCUUUUGCAAAAAAAGGUAGCCCAGCUCACAGUGGGAGUCCUACUGAGGCAACAAAAAGGUCAAAGCAUUCUUUUCAGUCGAAAGCUUUUAAUGUUGAAAUCAGCUACGCAGCAAAAAUACCUCUGAAGUCGGUAUCUCUAGCUCUUCAAGGAGCCGAAGCUGAAAAAACACAAGACGCGCUGCGAGUGCUAGACAUCAUACUGAGGCAGCAAGCGGCUAACAGGGGUUGCCUUUUGGUACGUCAGUCUUUCUUUCACGAUGACUCAAGAAAUUUAACUGACAUUGGAGGAGGUGUGACCGGCUGUCGGGGGUUCCAUGCUAGCUUUCGCCCAACUCUUGGCGGUUUGUCUCUGAAUAUGGAUGUAUCUACCACUAUGAUCUUAACACCUGGGCCUGUCAUUGAUUUUCUGCUAGCCAAUCAGAGUGCACGGGAUCCUCGAAAUAUAGACUGGACAAAGGCUAAGAAAAUGUUGAAAAACAUGAGGGUGAAGACGAGGCACAAUAACCGGGAAUUUAAGAUCAUAGGCUUGAGUGAAAAGCCUUGCAAUCAGCAAUUUUUUCCUCUGAAAGUGAGGAAUAGUGAUGGAGGUAAGGAUGGAGAGGCUUUGGAGAUUACUGUGUACGACUAUUUUACGAAACAACGUAACAUAGAGCUUAGGUUUUCUCAAUACAUGCCAUGCCUUGAUGUUGGCAAACCAAAGCGGCCUUCCUAUCUUCCACUGGAGCUUUGCUCUCUUGUCUCGCUUCAGCGCUACACAAAGGCAUUAUCUUCAGUGCAGAGAGCAUCUUUAGUUGAAAAGUCGAGGCAAAAACCUCCGGAAAGGAUACGGGUUGUGACUGAUGCCAUUAAAAACUACCGUUAUGACGAUGACCCUCUUCUUGCUGCUUGCGGCAUUUCGAUUGAGAAACAACUUACUCAAGUUGAUGGUCGUGUCCUUGAGGCCCCUAAGUUGAAGGUUGGAAAUAAUGAAGAUUGUGUACCUCGUAAUGGAAGAUGGAACUUUAACAACAAGCAUCUCUUUACCCCAGUCAAAAUAGAACGGUGGGUGGUUGUCAACUUUUCUGCUCGGUGUGAUACAAGUCAUCUCUCCCGAGAACUUAUCCAAUGUGGACGGAACAAGGGCAUUCAUAUUGAACGUCCACACACACUGAUUGAGGAAGAUCAGCAAUAUAGAAGGUCUGGCCCUGUUAUACGAGUAGAUAAGAUGUUCGAGCUGAUAACUGCAAAACUCCCUGGUCCUCCUCAAUUUAUUCUUUGUGUCUUGCCUGAACGGAAAAAUUCUGACAUUUAUGGGCCUUGGAAGAAGAAGAGUCUUAGUGAUUUUGGCAUAGCCACCCAGUGUAUUUCCCCUUCUAAGAUCAACGAUCAGUAUCUUACAAAUGUCCUCCUCAAAAUAAACUCUAAGCUCGGAGGGACAAACUCUCUGUUGGCACUUGAGCACUCGUCCCGCAUCCCUCUGAUCAAAGACACUCCAACUAUGAUUCUGGGGAUGGACGUUUCUCAUGGCUCUCCCGGCAGAUCCGAUGUUCCAUCGGUAGCGGCAGUUGUUGGAUCUCGCUCAUGGCCAUUGAUAUCAAGGUAUAGAGCAGCUGUACGGACCCAAUCAUCGAAGGUGGAAAUGAUCGAAUGUCUGUACAAGCCCUUAGCGAAUGGAGAGGAUGAUGGGAUUAUGAGGGAACUACUGAUUGAUUUCUACCAGACCAGCAAUGGAAGGAAACCUGCUCAAAUAAUAAUAUUCAGGGAUGGGGUGAGCGAAUCUCAAUUUAAUCAAGUGCUGAACAUUGAGCUGGAUCAAAUGCUGAAGGCUUACCAGCACCUUGGUGAGGCCAAGGUUCCCAAGUUCACUGUGAUUGUGGCUCAAAAGAAUCACCACACGAAGCUAUUUCAAUCAGGUGCCCCUGAAAACGUUCCUCCUGGUACUGUUGUUGAUACAAAUAUUGUGCAUCCAAGGAACUAUGAUUUCUACAUGUGCGCUCAGGCGGGGAUGAUAGGAACUUCUCGUCCUGCGCAUUAUCAUGUAUUGAUCGAUGAGAUUGGUUUCUCUCCUGAUGACCUUCAGAAUCUUAUUCACUCACUGUCAUACGUGUACCAAAGAAGCACUUGUGCAAUCUCAAUUGUGGCUCCUAUCUGCUAUGCACACCUUGCAGCCGCUCAAAUGGGGCAGUUUAUCAAGUUUGAGGACUUCUCCGAAACGUCUUCGGGACAAAAGAGCCUCACAACAGCAGGAAGUGCUGCCGCCGUUCCUGAGCUUCCGAGGUUGCAUAAAGAUGUUGCGGGUUCUAUGUUUUUCUGCUGAGCUGAUGGUAUCUCUUGCAGUCGUACAUAUUGAUUAUCUGAUUGGUUGUGAAGUACUUUGGUGGGUAUAGGAAAAGGCAUAUACGGGUGACCCAAGUGUCUGGUCUUGGGGAAAAGGAAAAGGUAUAACACAAUUUUUAGUAAUCAUCGGCCUUAUGGCCAAUUUUUUGACCCAUAGUGUUGAUGAAGGCUGGGUAUUUACGUAAGAUAGGUCAGGAUAGGUAAAUCUUCUGCCAAUUGAUGGCUAUAUUUAGUAGUUUGCACUCUCAAACAUGGUAAUACUUUGUUCCGUUAUUCGGCUUAGGGUUUUGAUGCUCCGAUGGUUUCCGUAACUGUGAUGCACCAAUACGCUGGUGGAUGUUAAGCUCUGUAAUUUCCGGAUUCAAGUUUGCUAGUAAUUGUCAAUUCUAUCACUAUAUCUAUUUCGAGUUUA